AUGAGUCGCAUUGAUUUUAUGCCCUCGCCAGUUUUAAAUCCUUCCAUUGUCAACGCCGAAACGCAGAAUGGUCAUACGUAUGAGAUGCAAUCGAUACAAUGCGGAGAGACUAAUUUGUUCGAAGCUGCGGCUGACGGGCGCAUGGCUUAUGUGAAAGCCUACUUUUCAUCAACUACAAACAAAGCGGACAUUUUGGAUCAUAAUGGCCAAGGUGCUCUUCAUCACGCAGCGAGAAUGAACCGAGUUGAGGUUGUAGAGUUUAUGCUGAAAGCAGGCGCUAAUGUUGAUGUUCUCAAUCGAGAGGGUCUAACUCCUCUUCAUGUCGCAGCCAGGUAAUCGAUGAACGAGAGAAAAAUGCUUCUUUAUCAUGUCAUUUGACACCAACUUAAGUCAAACCUUGCUGGCCAGGAAGAUCCCUAACUUUCUAUGACGUAUUCUGCAUCGGAACUAGAUAUACAGUUUUAAGUUCGGAGAAAGUUUAGUUCGCCGCACUGCGUUUGUUCACUGUGUGUUUUUUAAUACGCAAUACUAAUGUUUGCUUUCAGGUUAACUGUUUGCCUUUCGUGGGACUGUAAUCCUUUCGAUUGCUGAUGCUAAUACAUCACCCAGAAACAGAUGAAAUCGUAUUAGGACGAAUCAUAAUUUUUGCAGCCUUUUCUUUUUCGUCGUCUAAGUCUGUUUACAGGUACCAGAGUCUGAGUAAUUUCGCCCCGAAACAUGUUUUCAUUGCAUAUGAAAUUUUGCAUAAAUUAUUCAUCACACUGAAUUCGAAACAAAAGAAACUUUGGGGUAAAUCGCUGAUAUUUGUGUUUGAUGGUUGGGUGGCCCUUGAAAAAAAGAAAAAGGCCAAACAACUGCUGAUGUUAAUUCGGCGUGAGAUCUCAAGGGAUUCCCAUUCCGAUCUCAACUGUUACGGGUAAAAGUGACUACGAAAUUUGCUUCGGUAACGAUCAGCGGCUUUUAAUAUGGGUCAUGUUAGUACAGUUAUCUAAUUAACACUCUUACAAGGCUUCUUGUUUACCUCGUUGAAUCGCGUACGGGAAAACAAUAGCUUUUAGAACGAAAUGGCUUGCAACUUCAUAGAUCAUCAAUCAAUUUUAUUUUAAUCCAGCUCACCAAAUCAACCAACAACUCCCUUGCUUUACCCAGCUUUUUGUAAAGAUUUCCACCUUUUUUUUUUUUUUUUUGCCACAGCUGAAUAUUAAACACAUUUUCUUCAGGUCGAAUUCCCUGGAAGCCCUUAACUGUUUGCUGAAGAAGGGAGCGAAACUAAACUUCGUUAGCACAUCAAGAGGCUGCACUCCUCUUCACAUUGCGGUAGAAUUCGGCAACAGACAGACCGUUCAGCGCCUACUAAACGAAAAGAGCCUGGAAAUUGACGCAAAAAACGGACAAGAAGUAACUGCCCUACACAUCGCCAUCAGUCGUGGAUAUGAGGGUAUAUGUAGAGAUCUUCUCCACAACGGUGCAAGUGUUAGUAUAUCUACCAAAGAGGGUAACUCAUGUCUCCAUCUGGCAGCAAGUGCUGCCAACUCAGAUAUUUUUUCUGCAGUUAUUCAAGCAGGUAUGUGAAGAAGCCCCUUGAAACAAAGUGUUGAAAGUAUUGGUUGAAUACUUGAAUAAUUUUCCAGAAAAAAAGGUUUGCGCCAACUAGUGAACUGUAAGACAAAAAAACUCUUCUUGUAAACUGAGAAGGGGCGAUUUUUCAAUGCUAUGGUACACUAACUAAAAAUUAACAGCUCUUUAGAAGUAAAUUUAUAACUGAUUAUCAAAUAAUAUAAAUAUUAACAAGAAAGGAACUCCAAUUCCUCUUCCUGAGGGCUAUCAGAUAUCUUAGAGUCAAUGAUUUAGUCUUGUGAGUCGAUUUCCAACAUCAGCGUCUGCAGACGAAAAGUAGAGGGGUAAGAAGUAUAUCAGUAAACGAGUGUAAUAGGCAUUUAAUACUAGUAAAACCCAGCUGUUUUAAUAAUCUCUUAUUAAAUCAUAUUUCAGCUAUGGUGGACAUUACAAAUUACCCAGCUUACGCUAUGCAACCAACCAGAGAUGUACCAGAAUUUGGCCAGAUUAUCAAUCAAACAAACGGAGACAAGAACACAGCGCUUCAUAUCGCUGUCCAAACAGGUCACGUUUCCAUUUGUAGCACCCUCCUACAGCACGGUGCAGAUCCCAACUUGCAAAACAGAUACCAUAAGACCCCCCUGCAUUUGGCUUCUAUCAGAAAAAGAAAAGAGAUUGUGGAAUCCCUCAUCCGGCGAGGAGCGCAAUUAAACAUAAAGGAUCAGAAGCAGAGAACACCUUUACACAGGUGGGUUGCAACCUCCAGUGGUAAGAUAAAUAACUUAAGCCUAUGAUCUUGGGAAGAGCAUUACCGAGAACAUUUAGCCGAGAACUUGAAACACGUUCUCCAUCCUAGUCUCGAGGGCAGGAGACCACGGCAAAGCUCAAAGGUGCAGGGAAGUAAAAAAAUUCUUUUAUCUUUUUUGGAAUAAUAAUCUGCCAUGCGAAAGAUUACAUUUAGCAAAAGUUAAAGACCGACUGAGUACGUACAUUGAACUGCACGACACGGAAUAGGUUAUAGCAGAGAGAAAAAAAACUGAUAUCUGACAAGCACUGUCGAUUUUUAUUGCAAAAGUACACUUCACGCGAAACUGUUCCUCAAACUAUCUUUAUAGUGCAGCGUCGUUCGGAAGUGAAGACGGCAUCGAUCUUCUACUCAAGAGCUUCGCAUCCAGAGAUCCGAAAGAUGAUGAAGGAAUGACGCCCUUUCUUUGCGCUGUAGCUGCUGGUCAUACCAGAUGUGCCGAGUUACUCCUGGAGUGUGGUGCAAAUAUCACCGUUCGUGACAAAUACCAGCGAUGCUGUAUUCACUUUGCCAUAGAAAACGACAAAGAAGAGGUCUUAGCCAUGUUGCUGCAAAGACCAGAGUGUGAACUCAUUAAUGCCCCUGAUAUUCAUGAAAGGACGCCAUUGCAUUGUGCUGCUUUAUCGGCUAAUAUAAGGGUAAUUUCAAUUGUGUGAUUAUGUGGUUACGUAUGCAGCUUGAAAGCGUGCCUCUUAGGAAAUAGGGAAAUAAAAUCAAAAAAGAAAACGCACAAACAAAUGCACAGUUGAGAUGGUUACAUUCGCAACCGAAUGAGUUUUCAAAAGCGCAGUGAAAUCUUCAGUGAGCAAUUGGAAAGCCAUAAAAAUCUGUAUUUGCUGUUCCAACUCACUUAAAAAAUCAAGAACUAAACGUAGGCAACGUAAGAACACCUUACUUAUUAUCUGGGAUUCUCCUUUUCACGAUGGAUAGUCUUAUUUUUUAAUUCUUUGCCCUAAGCACAUUGUGCCGUCCAUGGUUUGUUGAGUCUCUUCUCUCAUUUUUCUUUUCUGUGUUUUUCUUGAACUUUUCAGUUGUUAGACAUUUUAUUGGGAAGGAAGGCGAACAGUCUCCUCACAAAUGGUGCUGGUAAAACUGCCCUGCACAUGGCAGCUGAAACCGGAAGAGUUCGUCAUGUUGAAACUUUGGUCAAGAAUUCUUGCGCCAGUGUUGACCAAAAGGAUCCCGAAGGACGGACACCAUUACAUCUCGCAGCAUUGAAUGGAAAUGAGUAUGGACUUGUCAUUCGCUUCAAAUGUGUUAUUUAGGGCAUGGAAGUCACAUUAAGACAGAUGAUUAUUUUCACUCGGCGAAGCAAUAAAUACUUAAACGUGGUACUUAGGCCUGUGUUAACAAAUUUACAAUUUACAAAUAGUAGUAUCUGAGCACACGUUACAAUAACAUUUCCUUGUUUCUAUUAUUUUGGAAAACCACCAUGGCCAUAAGGCAAACUGAACGUAUGAUAUCCAUUUUCUGCUUAAGGAAAAUCUGCUUAACCCUCUUGCGCAUGGGCGCACAAGUCGACAGCGUUGACGUCAAUGACUCCACUCCUCUUCUACUCGCUGCAAAGACAGGUACAGGUAGCAUAAUCCAACUGUUCCUUGAAAAGAACGCCAACAUAGACCACCAAGACAAAACUGGAAGCACUGCACUCCUGAUUGCGUCCACAAGAGGGCACGUCGAUGUUGUAAAAAUGCUUUUGAGUAGACAAGCAAGCUUAAAAUCGAACGAAAACGGCCUCAACUGCCUCGAUGUGGCCAUAGAUAACCAGCAAAGUGACGUUGUUAUGACUAUAAUAAAAAAUUCGAGGUAAGUACCACAGUAAGUUGUUAUGAGCCCAUCAACAAAGCAAAAUAGAAUAUUGCAGAGAGUUAGGGGAAUGACUGAAUUUACCCUAAGAAUUGCCUCACGUUUACUCCUUGCGUUAAUGACUGACACGUUCAGCGUACACGCGAUAUUUCUACCGCUCUGUUUUAAUUGUCAAAGUAGAGCAGAGUAAUGAAGUUCUUAAUGGAUACAACGAAGAAAAUUCCUUUCAUCUCCAGAUGGAGAGAGGUUUUGUCUGCGAAGAGCUCUGAUGGUCAGAACAGAAUGGGCAAGCUAAUUCAAAGGUUCCCGGAUUCUGCCAAAUCUGUACUGGAUCGCUGUAUUCAAAGGUCUACAACCAGUCGAUCCAUCACAUACGAUUUCAGCCUUCUCGAUCCAGGUCCUGACGAUAGCAGUGGACCCAGUGGGAGGCCGUUCUUUGGUCUUGCGGUCAUGGUAGAGUACAAACAGAAAGAUCUUCUGGUUCACGAUGUUUCCAGAAAACUCCUCCGGAUCAAGUGGCGUGUCUAUGGAUGGUUUGUUUACUGGACGAACCUUAUCCUUUUUUCCAUAUUUCUUGGGCUUUUGACAUAUUUUAUGUUACAUGAACGGGGCAAUGUUGUGCUCAAACCUAAAAGUAGUUACGUCGACGACGAAGAAGAGGCCGUUUUCCGAAGGAAUGAGACUAACGUGUUCAAACACUUAGUUGAGUUCCUUAUUCUGAUUUUUGCAUCUUUUCAUCUCUUAAAAGAGCUGUAUCAAAUCUAUGUUCAGCGGCUAGAGUAUUUCAAACAAGUGACAAACUUGAUGGAGUGGGUCCUUUAUCUGUCGACAAUAAUAUUCAUUCUUCCUUACAUAUUUGAGAGUCUAACAAGUCUUCGAAGUUAUCCGAACCUCACCUGGCAGUUAGGAACACUUGCUGUAUUUCUGGGCUACGUAAAUCUUAUUUUGUUCGUUCAAACUCUGGACUAUGUUGGUAUUUACGUGACAAUGUUUUUCCAAGUGGCAACCACUGUGGGUAAAGCCAUCAGCCUUUUGGCCUUGUUUUCUGUUGCUUUUUCGGUGGUGUUCUUCAUUUUAUUCAGGGAACAGGUAAUGACAAAUGCUAUAUUUUAAAUUUUAAUUCAUUGUUUAGGUUCCGGGUGAAAUAGGAAAUAGGGCUGGUUAGGACAACUACGAAAUGAGUUUGACGUCCUUUCCUCCAGGAGCCUUUCGAAGGUCAUGCUUUCCCUUCAUAACCCUUCUCCGUUUCCAGCUUUCGCGGCAGUUUUGCCAAACGCGUAGCUUGUCCCUAGUUUAUUGAUAUUCAAAGUAUUGACGCACGUACUGUAUACUAAUUAUAAGCCUGCCAUUCGUCGUAUUUGGCCAAUGUAAUGGCAUUUAUCCAAGCGGUGGUUGGUGCUAGAAUCAAGUUCAUUAACCAUCAUGAUUCCAAUCUGUUAUUUUAACUUUUAUUCUGUUUUGGCUUUUCCAGGAAACGUUUGAAACAUUUGGCUUAACGUUAAUGAAAGUGGUUGUAAUGACUAUUGGUGAGCUCGAUUAUACCUCAAUGAUCGUGGACAAUUUUAACGUCUCCUCGGACUCCGGGGCGCCUUUAGUGCCUUACCGAGAAUCUUCUCUCAUCUUCCUAUCCGUCUUCAUAUUUGCUAUACCCAUCGUUCUCAUGAACCUUCUGGUAAGUGAGUUUUAAAUAUAAAUAUUCAGCUUACGGGCAACUGAAAUGUUUGACGUAUGGACCGAUUGUAACGAUGUCUACGCUUUAUAUGACCGCGAGCCAAAUAUAAAUGUUGCCGUCUGGCCCAACCAAACACAGACAAUAAGCAUUAUCAUAUGACCACUUCUAAAUUGUUUCAAUAUGAAGCGAUAGAUGGGCGUAUGCGGGAAAGCCACAAAAUCGAAUCUUCAGUAAAAACGGUUCUCGGCUUUUGUUUUUUCGAGUCAGAACAAGAAAGUAAGAAUUCAUCGAAAAUGCAACUUUUUCUAAUUCUGUUCUUUUUUUAACUUAAAUUUUUGUACCAAGACCAUGCGAGUGCACGGCUGGCAGCUUUUCCCGGACCGGCUCACGUCAACCCGUCCGGCUCUAUACACGUCACAUUUCACUUUGGUUUUCUAUGGGAUUGUAGGCACGGGGCCGUUCGGAUCAUAUGAUCAUCCCGUUUAAGUAGUAGGAAGAGAGUAGGAGUAUUUCCCCUCUUCCUGGAUUGGAUGCCAAUCUAUGGCUCGUUCAAUGCCCGCCAUUACCAAUACCCAUUUACACUCCUGAGUUGAGAGACAUCGCGCGAGCGAAGUGUUUUGCAUCAGAACUCAACACAGUGACUCAGACUCCGCAGCGGCUAUUUAGAGGGAAAUGGUUUACGUAUUAUCGCAAUAGGAGCAGAUCUACGGGUGACUCUUAGUUUGCAGUAAUACAACUACAAUACCUUUUCCUUACUUUCGCUUUAGUGACGGAAGACCUUUUGUGGUUGCAAAUCGCGCCGCUUACUCCUCAUUUUGAUGAUAUUCUACUAUGUGAUAACGGCAAAUAAAGGAAAAUAGACAGAAUAAUGUCCUGCUUAAUGAACCUUCUCCAACCUUAGGAACCUCAUGUAUUCAUUUCCCGUGGUGUUUCACAGGUCGGUUUAGCUGUGGGUGACAUAGAAUCCGUGCAACGAUAUGCAUAUCUCAGAAACAAGGGAAAGUUCGUGGACUUCGUCUACGGGGUCGAAAGAAGAUUUCCAAAAUUCAUCACGCGUUAUUUUUACAAGCCUCAAUUGGUGAUAAGUGGUAGCUUCUUGGAAAAGAAGAUCUCGUCACAGUAUGUACAAUACCAUAACGACAAUUCUUUUUAGAAAAAAACCUUUAUCGAUGGUUACUUUUGAUUCACCUUUCUCUAUUUAGUGUUAUUUAUGGGAAAUGAUAGAGUCUGAAGAAGUUUAGAACGUUUGAAACUAAGGAGAGAGACUUUUACUUUGUGAGAAAAGAAGUGAAAAAAUACAUUUUGACCAUCAUUCAAUAGAUCGGUGCUCGCGUAUACAUACAUUUUGAAGCUCUUUUUUCAUGAAAAUCUAACAAAGUGAGAAGUGUAGAAUAUCUUCAUGGAUAUCUAAAAGAGAUAUCACGUCAUAUCUUCAGGACGAUAUUGUUUUACUAACAUUAUGGAUUAUUCUUAUCCACUCUCCCCUCACCUUUCUCCUAUUUCCACUUCUUUUGCUCAUGUGGCCUAAUCAGACAAUCGGCAAAUCUCUACACAGGCAGAGGUGAUAAAUCGAUGGCUAAGAGUAUCUUCUAUACAAAAGAUUUGAAAUUUUCCUCCUGAGUGCAAAAUGUCAAAGUUUGUUUCUGCUUUACAUUUUUAGGGAAUACACCUUUGUCGUUGACCAAGAUCUUGAUGAAGAUGAAUAUUAUAUGACAGCGGACCAGGUGGAGGAGCAAAAGCUAGAAAUCCUCACCAAGGAACUGGCAAAGACCACUCAACGACAGCUGUCUAUUAUCGGAACAAUUCAGGACCAGAGGAACCUUUUACUUGCAUUAGCUACCAAAGCAGGAGUUGAAACUCGAGAACAAGACACUAGAUAACUCUCAAGAGCGUUAAUUAGAUCGUUGAUUGUACGAGGCAACGUAUUACAUAAUAGCCACGGGUUCAAACAUUGCAAAAGAAUUUUUCAUUUUAUUUUUCUUUCAAACCUGGUUUGCCAUGAUUUUCAUAGUUCUCUUGUUAUAAAUGUGCACGUGGCACCCCACAUACGUUUUCCAAGGAUGAAACGUUUCGCUAUAAUUGGAAAUCAUGUUCCAGAACGUUUUGCAUGGUUGCCAAACAUUUCCUAUGAAAAAAGAUCGAUGAAACAGAUAUAACAAAGAACUUAACGAUAAGCUGAACAAUUGAUUUAGACUCGAUCAUGCACAAUGGUACAUUCGGCUUCGACAAAAUUGCGCUUCUUUUAAGGAGUUAAAAUAACAAGUGGAGCGCUAUUCAGUGUAGAAGGAUGGAAUCUUCAUAUUAUUUAGUCCAAGAUAAGUAAGUACGUAUAAGGCCAAGAAUGAAGCUAUUAGGCAGUUCUAUCGAGUAGCGGGGAUUUUCUGUUGGGCACGUGUUAAAUGUUUCUUAAACUGGCUUCUUAUUUUAUCUUCUGCCAGAGAUCAAAAGUGAAAUAAGCAAUAUCUCUCCUGAACUAAGGAAUUAAUACUGAAUUCUAUUCUGUAAGGAAAAAAAGUUUAUCGUAGCUGCCGUUUCUAUAUAUUUUUAUUAUUGAACAAUGUACAUUUUACUACUUUUUAUCAGACACCGAGAAGCAUUAACAAGCUCUUAAGUACAAUUUUUGAUGCGAUGGACCUUGUUUCUUUUUUUUAAUAAAGCAC
Molecule: messenger RNA, 8500 nt
Organism: Pocillopora meandrina
Lineage: Eukaryota; Metazoa; Cnidaria; Anthozoa; Scleractinia; Pocilloporidae
Source: the annotation of a GenBank genome assembly